This is a messenger RNA of Myiozetetes cayanensis, 1344 nucleotides long. RefSeq names its product carbonic anhydrase 6 (gene CA6). Lineage: Eukaryota; Metazoa; Chordata; Aves; Passeriformes; Tyrannidae. The transcript is spliced from 8 exons. Gene Ontology annotation, molecular function: carbonate dehydratase activity; zinc ion binding. The record is from RefSeq and is a predicted model, not a curated record. Bases 16 to 1344 code for a protein of 442 amino acids.
CAGGGGGAUUUCAAGAUGACCAACAAUGGUCACUCUGUUCAGAUCGAUCUGCCACCUACCAUGAACAUCUCCAGAGGGCUCCCGGGCCUGUACACGGCUGUCCAGAUGCACCUGCACUGGGGUGGCCUGGACCUGGAGACCAGUGGCUCUGAGCACACCAUAGAUGGGAUGAGGUACUUUGCAGAGCUGCACAUUGUCCAUUACAACUCUGCUGACUACUCAAGCUUUGAGGAAGCCAAGGACAAACCCAACGGGCUGGCUGUGCUGGCUUUCCUCUAUGAGGAUGGGCACUUUGAGAACACCUACUACAGUGAGUUCAUCUCCAAGCUGGGAAGAAUCAGGUUUGCAGGUCAAUCAACAAAGCUCAGCUCUCUGGAUGUCCAAGCCAUGCUGCCAGAAAACCUCUCACACUUCUACAGGUACCAGGGCUCCCUGACAACCCCACCCUGCUCUGAGAGUGUGAUCUGGACCAUCUUCCACUCUCCCAUUGUCUUGUCACACACACAGAUCAGCCUGCUGGAGAGCACCUUGCUGGACUGGGAGAACAGGACCCUGCGCAACGACUACCGGCACGGCCAGCCCCUCCACGGGAGGGUGGUGGAGUCCUCCUUCAGAGCCAGACCCCCCCAAGCACAAUGCCAUCCAGAGGAGUUCACCCUCAGACUGGAUCAAAUCCAGGCGCAGCUCCAAGACAUGAAGACGGAGUUGCUGAAUGGAGUGAGCCACCCAGGUAUUAAACCCAGCGCUUUUCCAGCUUUCUACUUCCCCGUGGAAAACAUUGAGAGCUCUGUGGAUGUCCAUCCCCUCCGUGCCAUGUCUCUCCAAGCCUUCACCUUGUGCUUCUGGGCCAGAUCCCAGCACUCCGGGAGCCAGACCGUCCUGUCCUACUCCACGCGGGAGAGGGACAACGAGCUGGUGGUGACCCUGGGCACAGAGGUGGGACUGUGGAUAGGAGGCCAUUUCAUCAGCUUCCCCCUGCACCACAAGGCCCAGGACUGGCUGCACUACUGCCUGGCGUGGGCCUCCCAGCCGGGAACGGCCAGCGUGUGGCUCAACGGAGCGGCCGGCAAGGCGGUGAGCAUCCAGAAGGGCUACGUGAGCCAGCCCGGAGGGAUGCUCGUCCUUGGGAAAGACAGAGACACUCUCCUUGGGACGUUCUCCAAUGGGUUUGCAGGGUGGAUGGCUCAGGUGAACCUGUGGAGCCACGUUCUCAGCCCUGCCGAGGUUCGGGCGCUCGCGCUGUGCAAGCCGGGGAGGCCACAGGGGGACGUCGUAGCCUGGGGACAAACCCCCAUGGCCCUCCUCGGGGGGGUGGUUCUGGAGGCUGACACCAGCUGCCAGUGA